Molecule: messenger RNA, 400 nt
Organism: Marmota flaviventris (yellow-bellied marmot)
Lineage: Eukaryota; Metazoa; Chordata; Mammalia; Rodentia; Sciuridae
Source: RefSeq, a predicted model, not a curated record
AUGUCUGCUAACAAAGGCUGGUGGGUGCCACCUGAGGGCGAGGACAGCGUGUCUGAGAAGUUCCUAAGGAAGACCAGGGACUCUCCAUUGGUACCCAUAGGCUUGGGAGGCUGCCUGCUGGUGGCAGCAUACAGAAUUUAUCGGCUGAAAGCUCGUGGUUCCACCAAGAUGUCCAUACAUCUGAUUCACACCCGAGUGGCAGCACAGGCCUGUGCUGUGGGUGCAAUCAUGCUAGGCGCUGUGUACACGAUGUACAGAGAUUACAGCAAGAGGACGGCACAGGACACUGGGGAGAAGUAGUGCUCCUGAGGGGGCUGGGUGGCCUGACCCUCUCCUCAGCCUCUGUAUGUGCCUAAUAAACCAGUGCUGAGGAAAGUCAAGUGUCUUCUUCACUAGCAGA